Messenger RNA from Trichoderma aggressivum f. europaeum, 2880 nucleotides. RefSeq lists its product as uncharacterized. Bases 1 to 2880 code for a protein of 959 amino acids. NCBI's taxonomy places the organism in Eukaryota, Fungi, Ascomycota, Sordariomycetes, Hypocreales, Hypocreaceae. The transcript has 6 exons. Gene Ontology annotation, cellular component: mitochondrial intermembrane space. Gene Ontology annotation, biological process: peptide metabolic process; proteolysis. Gene Ontology annotation, molecular function: metalloendopeptidase activity; calcium ion binding. The record is from RefSeq and is a predicted model, not a curated record.
AUGGCUUCUAAUCAGUUUGAUUCCCAGGCCUCGACCAACUACAAGGAGGCUUUUGCCCUGUUCGACAAGCGCGGCAACGGUCGCUGUGCCGUCGACUCGCUGGGCGACCUGCUGCGAGCAUGCGGCCAGAACCCCACGCUGGCCGAGAUCCAGGAGCUGGAGAAGGGCCUUGGAGGCGAAUUUGAUUUCGAGACCUUCCAGCGCAUCCUGAACCGACCCGGCGGAUUCCGCGACCCUGGCGAGCCCGAAGAAUACUGCCGUGGCUUCCAAGUGUUUGAUAAGGACAUGACGGGCUUUAUCGGCGUCGGCCAGCUCAAGUACAUCCUGACCAACCUGGGCGAGAAGAUGACGGAGGAGGAGGUCGACGAGCUACUAAAGGCUGUGGACACCAGCUCUGGCCAGAUCAACUACACCGACUUCCAAUUCACACUGUUCAAGCCAAAGCCGCGUUCUGCCGCGUCAACUGUCUCGUCUCUGGGCAUCAAUCUACCUACCCCUCACCAGCACUCAAUUUCCGCCCUUCUGGUAGGCCGAUCCAACAUCACGCUGUCAUACGUCCUGCAGUCCGAGCGGGCCAAUUUGGGUCAGAACCUCCGGCCAAGCUUGUACUUCCCCCUCCUUCUCCUCCUCUCCCUCCUCGUGCUCCUUCUCGCCGCAACCCUGGCUUCCCAACGAGCUCUUCUGCGCCUCAACUCUCUUGCGAGUCACGUACGGCUGCAAGGCAUCGCCCGUCUUCCGUCAUACCGUCGCUUCUUGACCACCGGCAGCAUGGCUCCCGAGCAGUUUCGAAACCCGCCGCAGCAACCGCCGGUCUUUACGGCCACGGCCGAAUCCAUCCUGGCCGAUGCGAAGAGGAGCGCUGACCAGAGCAAGAGUGUCUUGGAUCAAAUCGUUGCCAGCGUCACCCCCGAGACUGCCACCUUCGACAACACUCUCAAGCCCAUUCUCAUCGAUGGCAACGAUUCCACGGGCCCCCAGAACAUCCUGACCUUUUAUCAACAUGUAUCGACAAACGAGUCCCUCCGAGAAGCCUCCACCAAGGCGGAAGAGCUCUUGAACGAUUUCUAUAUUGAAGCAAAGAUGCGGGAGGAUGUGUUCAAGCUGGUGGACGCCGCCUAUGCCACUCGAGCGUCUCAGAACUUGGACAAGGAGUCGCUCCACAUUCUGGAGAAGGAACGCCAAAAAUACAUCCGCAACGGCUUGCUUCUUCCACCCGGAGAGAAGAGAGACCGCUUCAAGGAGAUCCAGAAGCGUCUUAGUCAACUCUGCAUCCUGGGCAAGAAGAACCUCAACGAGGAAAAGGGUGGACUCUGGUUUACUCCCCAGGAGCUCGAGGGAGUGCCCAAGGAUGAUAUUGACGUCGACACGCUCGAAAAAGGAACCGGCGAAAACGAAGGAAAAGUAAAGGUUACUUUUAAAUACAACCACUUUACCCCCUUGAGCAAAUAUGCUAUACAUGAAGAAACCAGACGCAGAUAUAUGAUUGCGGAUGCCAACAAGGCAAACAACAAUGUCGAAAUCUUCAAGGAGAUUAUGGUACUUCGAGAUGAAGCUGCUCGACUUUUGGGCUACCCGAACCAUGCAAGCGUCAAGAUUGAGGAGAAGAUGGCCAAGUCGCCGACCCGCGUCAACGAGUUUUUGGGCGACUUGAGAACUCGCUUAGCCCCUGGCGGUGAGAAGGAAGUCCAGAAACUCCUGGAAUACAAGAAGCGAGACUAUGAAGAGCGCGGCAUCCCCUUUGACGGCAACUUUUAUAUGUGGGACGCUGGUUACUACACAAGAAUCAUGAAAGAAAAGGAGUACAGCGUAGAUGAGGUCGCAAUCUCACAGUAUUACCCGGCAGAAUCAACAUUUGCUGGCAUGCUGAAGAUUUUUGAAGAAAUCUUUGGCUUUGUCUUUGUUGAGCUCGGCCCGGAGGAUCGAGCCCGACUGAGCCCCAGCGGAAAAGCUGAAGAUAUCUCCUGGCAUGAAGACGUCAUCAUUUACAGCGUCUGGGACGAGGCAGCCAAGGGCGGCGAGUUCUGCGGCUACCUGUACCUUGAUCUCUUCCCUAGAGACAACAAGUACGGCCAUUAUGCAAACUUUGGAAUCGAGCCCGGCUUCCUUACCGUGGAUGGAAAGAGAAGCUACCCGUCGACCUCCUUGGUGUGCAAUUUCAGCAAGCCAACCGCGACCAAGCCAUCGCUGCUCAAGCACCAUGAAGUCGUUACCUUCUUCCACGAGCUUGGUCACGGCAUCCAUGAUCUUGCUGGCCGAUCUCGUUUCAGCUAUACCCAUGGCACUGCCACCGUGGCUGAUUUCGUCGAAGCACCCUCUCAAAUGCUUGAGAACUGGUGCUGGACACCAAGUGUGUUGAAAUCGCUGUCGAAGCACUGGGAGACGGGAGAAGCCAUCCCCGACGAGCUUGUAGAGAAGCUGGUUAAGACCAAGCAUCUCAACUCUGCAAUCGGCGCACUGUCUCAGCUCGUUAUCGGUACUUUUGACAUGACCGUUCACGGCCCCAAGUCUCAAGAAGAAGCCAAAAACAUACACUAUGGCAGGCUGUGGAACCAGCUCCGUCACGACAUCUCGGGCAUCAAGGGCCCGGAGGAUGCCGGUGACACUCUGGAAUGGGGCAACCGAUAUGCCACCAUUGGUCACUUCAUCGGCGGUUACGACGCCGGCUACUAUGGCUACCUCUAUUCUGAAGUCUUUUCGUUGGACAUGUUCCAUUCCUUCUUCAAGAAGAACCCGAUGGACGGCAAAGAAGGCCGACGAUACCGCCACACUGUGCUGGAACGCGGCGGCAGCAUCGAAGAGAUGGAGUUUUUGAAGGAGUUUUUGGGCAGAGAGCCUAGCACCGAGGCGUUUUACGAAGAGUUGGGCAUUUCGGCCAAGUAA